AUGAGUGAAAAUGAUUUGGCAGCAACAAGAAAAACAUGUCGAAAACAUUGUGGUGAAGGUGGAUGUAUACCACUCAAUAUCGACUUUGGAAUUGCUGUGAAAGGUAUUGUGGAUGAAGAUCAUGUGACAUUACCUGUACGUCUAUCAGUUUCGGCUUGGGAUGAACCAAAUCCACAUCCUGCUUACAAUCAAAGUCCUACUGAGAUGGAUGGCAUUGUGACCGUACGUGAUUUAAUUGUUGGCAAAUCCUAUGUUCUUCUCCGAUACUCAUCUUAUGAAUAUGUACCAACGAAAGGCACCAUCAGUGAUUUUCUAUUGUCAAAUUUUGAUGAGAAACAUGCAUUUGUAGCAAAUGAUACGAUCUACAUUUAUGAAGAUCCAAAGAAAAUUCCAUCAACAGGAUCAGUGUAUUAUCGAUGUGUUCUACAACCCGAAGAAUGA
Molecule: messenger RNA, 441 nt
Organism: Rotaria sp. Silwood1
Lineage: Eukaryota; Metazoa; Rotifera; Eurotatoria; Philodinida; Philodinidae
Source: the annotation of a GenBank genome assembly